This is a messenger RNA of Orbicella faveolata, 3691 nucleotides long. RefSeq names its product tRNA-dihydrouridine(20) synthase [NAD(P)+]-like. Gene Ontology annotation, biological process: tRNA dihydrouridine synthesis. Gene Ontology annotation, cellular component: cytoplasm. NCBI's taxonomy places the organism in Eukaryota, Metazoa, Cnidaria, Anthozoa, Scleractinia, Merulinidae. Gene Ontology annotation, molecular function: flavin adenine dinucleotide binding; tRNA dihydrouridine synthase activity; tRNA binding. The record is from RefSeq and is a predicted model, not a curated record.
GGUCCGUAGGGGUAGUCCAUGGACUGGUCCGUAGGGUGGUGCGCGGACCCGGUCCGCUGUGGGGGUCCGCGGACCGGACCGGGGGUCAGUAUUUUCGGGUUACCCAUGGUCAAAUUAAAUUUAAAUUUGAAUGAUAGCCAAAACUUUUUCUUCGCUAAAUAAAACCCAAAAUUCCUAAGUUAGCCGUCAGAAGAGACCAACACAACUUAGGAAUGGUAUAUAAAUUUUUGGUCAGCCAGCCACGAUGAAUUUUUAUGGUGUCGUUUUAGGCGUUUUAUGUGAUCUUUAAAUUGGUGGACGAUGGGGGCCUUGACCCAGUAAGCACCAGUCCUCUCGCAACUAAUUCAAGAUGGCGGACACAACAGAGAAAGCCGGCGUGCCAUGAGUUCAGUAUUUGAAUGGCAAUGCCGGUUGCUUGUCUACGAGUAAGAGGUGGAAAAAACAAAUGACGUAAAGAUGAGUCUAUGUUAUGAGGGAAAAGUCAUUUUAGCACCAAUGGUUCGAAUUGGUACUUUGCCUACGAGACUGCUUGCUCUCAAAUAUGGUGCUGAUAUUGUAUAUGCUGAGGAGAUAAUUGAUUUCAAAAUUCUCAAGACAACACGUAUUGAAAACAACAUUCUUGGCACAAUCGAUUUUGUUCUCACUGAUGGGACAGUGGUGUUUAGGACUUGUGAAGCAGAAAAACCACAUGUUGUCUUCCAAAUGGGUACAGCAGAUCCAGAAAGAGCUCUGAAAGCUGCGAAACUUGUGGAAAAUGAUGUGGCUGGAAUUGAUGUCAACAUGGGUUGUCCUAAAGAUUAUUCAGUGAAGGGAGGAAUGGGAGCAGCUCUGUUAACUCAACCAGAGAAUGUUUACAAGAUCCUUACAACACUUGUGCAAGGAGUUUCAAAGCCAGUGACAUGCAAAAUACGAAUUUUGCCCACGAUUGAAGAGACAAUCGCUUUUGCUAAACUGGUGGAAAGUACCGGUAUCGUUGCUCUGGCAGUCCAUGGCAGAGAAAAGCACGAGCGGUCCCGAGAUCCAGUGCACACGAACGUGAUACUAGAAGUUGCAAAGGCCGUCUCUAUACCUGUGAUUGCCAAUGGCGUCUCUUUGAUGGUGAAAACAUUCGACGACAUUGAAAAAUGUCGACAAGAGACAGGCUGUUCUUCUGUGAUGCUGGCGAGAGCAGCGCAGUGGAAUCCGUCAGUUUUCAGGAAAGAGGGCCGCUUGCCCGCUACUCAAGUUAUAACAGAGUACAUUAAACUGGCUGUGGACUUUGACAAUAACUUUGGAAAUACAAAAUACUGUCUUCAACGACUGUUGCAUGAAGACACCACCUCGACAGAAGCAAGGCAGAUGCUGCACACAAGUGAUAUGCGAGAAAUCUGGGCUGUGGACUUUGACAAUAACUUUGGAAAUACAAAAUACUGUCUUCAACGACUGUUGCAUGAAGACACCACCUCGACAGAAGCAAGGCAGAUGCUGCACACAAGUGAUAUGCGAGAAAUCUGUGAAAUAUGGAAUCUUGUCCCUUAUUAUGAAACAGUACUUCAGAGGAGGAAAGUGUUAAUGGAAACCAUUGAAAAAGAUGAGAAUGAGAAGAACAAGAAAAGAAAAUUGUCAGAUACAUUAAGUGAAAUUACUGAAAUGAGGGUCAAAUAUCUCAGAAAAAUUUACUCCAGUGGUGUCACGCCUAAAACAGUCCUUAUGGAUUGGACACGGCGCAACGGUAUCAAGCAACCCUCUUACGAAAUGAUUGAAAGGGAGGAGGACAGAUGGUUUAAGAGUAUUGUACUUGUGGGUGACAAGAAAUAUUCUUCGACAGAAUGGGAAUGCAGUAAAAAAGCCGCUGAGCAAGCUGCUGCUAUCGUUUGUUUACAAUCACUGGGUGUCCACGACGGACGAUCAAAGGAAGAAACCACGUGAUGUCAGUGGAGGUCUCUUCAGAUCAGGAAAAGCAUACAUGCGAACUAAAAAGAGAUCGUCUCACAAAAACUCGUCUUCUCAAACUGCCGUACCGCUACUGAAGAAAACUGUGGAUUAAGGGAGUGAAAUAUCCAAGUCUAUGAUGGCAAUGGAAAUACUUCUUUUCCUUUGCGAGAAUACAUGGAGUUACAGGAACAGAAGGAAAAUGAGAGCUUGAUUCAACUUCUUCACGCAUCUUCCUUUCCCGCAGAACUCGCUUUCGUUCCUUCUCGUUCAGUUUUCUUAACAAUGAGUACUUGCAAGCUAUUAUAGUGGUAGUGACAACACUGACAAUGACGUUGUCGAUAACGAUGGUGAUGGAUGAUGACGUGGAAUAUCGUCAUGGUAAUCUUGACAAUAUCGUCUGUUUAUCAUUUGCCGUUUAUUUGUGCUGCUCCUUUACGAAUCGAAUGCCUUGAAUAGGCAUUCAAAUAUUGGAAUAAUGGACUCUCGAAAAGCAGGAACUAAAUUUAUUCAUUUUACUGACCUUUACUCUACUAAGAGAGCCACCUAUCGUUUUUGUUUUCCCGAGAAGAUCAGACUUAUAACAACAUCGACUGUCAAACACUUUCACUUGACUCUCAGAUGCUCUUAGUGAAGGUGACUUCUGCUCAGGUUAUCAAAACGUCAGUCACCAACAACAGUUCUUUUUAAAACUACACCCUUAGCCAGACGGCCACACAAGAUGAACUGCCAACCCAACUGUGGUACCAUUUUAUUUUAAUUUCAAUUGAAUUUCAUUUAGGUACAGAUAUUAUACGUGUAUGUUUACGCGAAUGGGCUUAGAAAAGACGAAAGAGCUGCUCUUAAUUCUUAUGAUGAAUAAUCUUCAAGUAUACUUAUUAAGCUUGUGUUCCUUGCAUGUUUGUUCUUAUGUAGGCUUUAUUCUCAAAGUUGUAAAUGCACGUAAAGCCACUCGGACUGUUCAGGAGGGUGAAAUUUGCGUUUCAGGGUCGGCUUUUUCUAAGUCCUUUUGGGAUCUCUAAAGCUGGGAGUGAUCUAAAAAUAACUUGAGGGAUCAGUUCGCAAAGGAAUAAGGUCUGCUUGGUAAAUAAACUCUCAGUCUUCAUCGUCUCUUUGGAGAAUUAACCAAUAUGUUAGUAGCCGUGUUUUACUGACUUGUCGGCAGACAACUCAGCAUUUUUAGACCAACUUUCGCAUCUUGUAGAUUCUCAAUCAUCGUCCCUUAAAAGUUCUGUAACAUUUAUUUUAUCACUCUAGUCACCCUAUAGUGUUACACCACAUAUGACCAGUUCUAGAUUGAUUACCGUAAAGCCAAAAUCUUCGGUAAUCAAAUCACAAUUACAGUCAGACAAUUCAUUGAACCAAUCAAAACUCAAAGAAAAUAUAUAUAGCUGGCCCGAAGCGCGGGAAAACGUGUGCGAGCGAGGUUUUGGUUUUACUUCUGAUAGCAAUUGGAUGCAAAGUGAUGCGAGGUUUUGGAGUCAAUCGCUUUGUUUAGUAAUUGGGAAUGUUAUCAGACCAAAACAAAUGCGAAUGAAAUUACUUUCGAUACUCGAGUGAAAACCGUUCUGACCGUAAACACUCCAUACUUGCAGAAAGAAAAGUAUCAAAUACCAUAACCUGUUUAUUGGAAAUUCAGUAUAGCUUCGUUGGCUCCUCGCAAAACUUUGUUGACAUAAUCUUACUGUUUCGUUAAGAGUUUACUACACUGUGCGUGGAUACAGGUAUUAAUAUGUCUAUAUGUAAACUAUGCAUAUUAAAUUCGUAUUAAACGAAUGAA